Molecule: messenger RNA, 724 nt
Organism: Condylura cristata (star-nosed mole)
Lineage: Eukaryota; Metazoa; Chordata; Mammalia; Eulipotyphla; Talpidae
Gene: SUPT4H1
Product: suppressor of Ty 4 homolog 1 (S. cerevisiae)
Exons: 5
Coding region: 60-413 (117 amino acids)
Biological process (GO): positive regulation of DNA-templated transcription, elongation; mRNA processing; chromatin organization
Cellular component (GO): nucleus; DSIF complex
Molecular function (GO): RNA polymerase II complex binding; zinc ion binding
Source: RefSeq, a predicted model, not a curated record
CUUCCUGUGGUGCGGAGGCGCGGCCCAGUGAUUCGCUGCACCCCUUCCAGUGGGAGAAGAUGGCCCUGGAGACGGUGCCGAAGGAUCUGCGGCAUCUGCGGGCUUGUUUGUUGUGUUCACUGGUCAAGACCAUAGACCAGUUUGAAUAUGACGGCUGUGACAAUUGUGAUGCGUACCUUCAGAUGAAGGGAAACCGAGAGAUGGUCUAUGACUGCACUAGCUCUUCCUUUGAUGGCAUCAUAGCAAUGAUGAGUCCAGAGGACAGCUGGGUCUCCAAGUGGCAGCGAGUCAGCAACUUUAAGCCAGGUGUAUACGCCGUGUCUGUUACUGGUCGCCUGCCCCAAGGAAUUGUGCGGGAGCUAAAAAGUCGAGGAGUGGCCUACAAAUCCAGAGACACCGCUAUAAAGACCUAGGAAGAUGGAUGGCUGCCAGCAUCUUUGCUUCCCACCUUCUGCCUCUGCUUAUUUUUGUUGUGGAACUAACCAGGCAGAAUUUCAGCCUCUUAAUUGAGACAGCAAACUCAGGAGAACAACACAGCCCGUUCCUGGGUCAUUUUGCAUUUGGACUAUGGGGGGGUGGGGCACCAGUUUGGGUGAUUGUAUCAACAGACUGAAUUGAGUGGAGAGUAGGAUGCUGGUUUUCCUACACAUAGCCCAGGGCUGAGCCCUUGUUCCAUGGGCAAGACUCUGUCAACUGCCAAUAAACAUGAACCCCUAGGAAGGUU